This is a messenger RNA of Phoenix dactylifera (date palm), 1478 nucleotides long. Its product is annotated as putative E3 ubiquitin-protein ligase LUL4. Gene Ontology annotation, molecular function: ubiquitin protein ligase activity. Gene Ontology annotation, biological process: protein ubiquitination. Lineage: Eukaryota; Viridiplantae; Streptophyta; Magnoliopsida; Arecales; Arecaceae. The record is from RefSeq and is a predicted model, not a curated record.
CUGUCGUACUGCAGCCAAAUUCUUUCCUUUCCUCCUUCUCUCCCACCCUUUCUCCCACCCAAAACCAUCCAAUUCUCUAUGAUACACGCAAAAAAAAUAAGAGUCCGAUCGAAACCAGAAUAAAUCAUGGGCCAGUCAUCAAGCAGCGGGAGGAGGAGAGACGAUUAUUACUUCCACUCCUCCUCCUCCUCCUCCUCCUCCCAAAUCCCUCCUCCGCCUCCUCCUCCGCCUCCUCCUCCGAUCCCUUCCGGCUCCUCUCACGCUCCCCCACCGCCCAAUUAUGCCUACUGCUCGCCUUCUCGCCCCAAUUAUUCCACCCCAUUUCCCACGCCUGCUCCUCCUCCUCCUUAUGCCAAUUCAUCCUCCUACUACAGGACACCCAGCAAUUCGUUCGGGAGUUUGGUGCCCUGGAGUCGAACCCCUUACCGCCCCUCGUAUUAUUGCCCCAAUCCGAACCCCGGGUGGCGAUUCGCUCCCCCCUCCUCUUCCGCGGCGGCGAUGGCUCACCCGCCGCCGCAUGUAGAGCAUCAGAAGGCGAAAACCGUGAAGAAUGAUAUUAAUCUGCGUAAGGAUUCGAUCCGGCUGGUGGUUGAUGAUCAAAAACCAGAUCAGCAUCUGGUCUCCUUCACCUUCGAUGCCGUGGUUGAUGGGAGUGUCACUAUAUAUUACUUUGCAAAGGAAGGAGCCAAUUGUAUUUUCUCUCCAAUAUAUCCAGAUAUUUACACACCCAGGAAGGUAGCUUUUCAAAAAGGAUUAGGCCAGAAAUUCAUCCAGCCUUCAGGAUCUGGUAUUGAUUUGGGAUUCUUCGAAUUAGAUGAUCUUUCAAGACCGCAAGGUGGGGAUGUCUUCCCACUUGUUGUUUAUGCCGAAGCUUGCCCACCACCUCUAUCCACAUAUGAACAGGUUGGUCAGUCAACAGCUGCUGCUAAUGCACAGAUUACUCAAGCUGUCAUAGAGAAGAAUAAUAAUGGGUCUUUUCAAGUUAAGGUAAUUAAGCAGAUCUUAUGGGCUGAGAAUGAGCGGUAUGAGUUGCAAGAAAUAUAUGGUAUUGCAAACUCAGUUAAAACAGAAAUUGGUGGUGAUAAUUCCGAAGAUGUGGGGAAAGAAUGCGUAAUUUGCAUGUCUGAGCCAAGAGAUACUACCGUAUUGCCCUGUAGGCAUAUGUGUAUGUGCAGCGACUGUGCAAAAGAAUUAACCCGUCAAUCAAAUAAAUGUCCAAUAUGUCGCCAGCCUGUUGAAAAACUAAUGGAGAUUAAGGUGAACAGUGCUAACCAGUGAAUCAUUGUAACAUCAUGUGAGGCCUGCUGGUAUGCUGGAUUCUACAGUUUUUUUUUUUUUUAAUUUGUGCAUAUUUAUGUUAAAUAAAAUUGUCCUUACUCUUGUAUAAUGAUGUACUGUAAAAUUUCCAAUGUACGUUGUGGAGUUGGCAUUUUAAUUAAUUGAAUGCAUAUACACCCAUGAAGGUAGUGUAGCUUCUA